GAUCUGGACAUGGACACGUCGGCGGUGCAGGACGAGUUCGUGGCGGACCUCAAGCGGGUGAUGUGGGGCGUGGCCAGCAAGCACCUGCACGGUGACGACUUGUGCGAGGGCGCGGAUGCCACCGUCAUCGUUCGUAAGCAGCAGCACUACCGCUCCAACGGCCAGAUGGACAUGUACGCGCAGAGCAUCGUGGUCACGUCUGGUGGCCAAUGGCCGCGGGUCAGGCAAAGAGAUGCGGGCUACGAGCUGGAGUCUGUCACCUGCCCCCGCUGCGGCCACGAGGACGAGACUUUGUAUCACCGAAUUUGGACGUGUCCUGCGAACCGAGGGUGCAAGGAGUACGAUUCCACCAGCCACCUUGCGGCGCAGGCCACCGCCCAGCAUGAGAGCCAGCCGUCGCUGUGGCUCCGCGGCCUCCCCGCGCUGCGCCUCACGACGCCGCUGUACGACGAGGACUUCACGGAGUGGUCCUUCGAGGUUGGCGACUUCCGUAGGGCUCGAGGACACCAGGGAGCUGCCGAGAUUUCUGUUGUGUGGAUCCCGUCCCACAUGGACGAGCAGGCCCACCUGCUGGUCUCGCCUAGUGUGAUCUUCCGCGCCGCUGGAAAUGCCUGUGCUGAUGCCCUGGCGGGAGUUGCGGCCCAAGAGGCCCUCUCUCGGGGGCUCGUCGGCGACGCCCCGCACACUGAUGUGUGGGACACCAUCGCUGCGCAGGUUAGGACUCGUGCACGGAAGGCCCUGAUUGACACGCUCGAGGUUGACGCUUGGGAGGCCAGCAGGAUCGAGGAAGCGGCCGAGUCUUCAUGUACCCCCGUCCCUGCACCUAGGGUGGGCGGUGGGGUGGGCGUCCCGAGCAGUACUGUUGAGUGCAAUUCGUACUCGAUCCUUGGGAACCAAGUGGUCCACCCGUCUCAUGCGCUGUUUCUUUGGCAGGAGCACAUUCUGUUCUUUUGCAAUGUGUGCGGCUCGACGGCCACCCUGAAGCUGGUUGGGCUGGCCGUGCCGUGCCGCUGCCCCACCAAGAGGGGGCAGCAGAAUCUCACAAGGAUCAAGCAGGGUAAGGUCCCGAGCUAUGCAGGUCUGCCAAAGGGGGCCAAGGACGCCUCCCUGAUUGUCCAGUCAGGUGUAGGAGCGGCUCCUGAGGGCUCCAACGAGGGACCUCCCGAGAGUUCUGACGAGGGCUCCAAUGAGGGACCUCCUGAGUGCUCGUAG
Molecule: messenger RNA, 1212 nt
Organism: Prorocentrum cordatum
Lineage: Eukaryota; Dinophyceae; Prorocentrales; Prorocentraceae
Source: the annotation of a GenBank genome assembly